AUGGCACGACUUUUGGAGCAACGAAGGAGUCUAAUCGAAUUGCGCCAAGUGCUACAUAGCUUGCUAAUGAAAAAUCCAACUUUCCUGCCCGGACAAAUUGAAUACAGUAAGGCCCUGUUAAUGGCGCGCGAUUGGGAACGAUGUAUGGAGCAGGUGCAGAGAACUCUGCUUCUUCAGCACGACUGUUUGCCUGUGCGUUUGCUGGACUUAUUUCACGAACUAGCUGUAAAAGGUAGCUUGCAAGCGACCGAGAAUAGUUUACGGGAAGUCGCAGAAAUCAUUCAGAAUAAUGAAGCAAGGAAUCAUAAAUUACACUACGAAAUCGCGCAAAUUCUGUUUCGAACCGCACCAGCCGAUCAUCCAGCAGUGAAAUUCGCCAGGUUUUUUCCUUUUAUUUUUCUUUCACACACGCAUUUUUGA
This is a messenger RNA of Gongylonema pulchrum, 420 nucleotides long. The record is from the annotation of a GenBank genome assembly. NCBI's taxonomy places the organism in Eukaryota, Metazoa, Nematoda, Chromadorea, Rhabditida, Gongylonematidae.